Molecule: messenger RNA, 876 nt
Organism: Lottia gigantea (owl limpet)
Lineage: Eukaryota; Metazoa; Mollusca; Gastropoda; Lottiidae
Exons: 7
Biological process (GO): negative regulation of protein localization to cilium
Cellular component (GO): cytoplasm
Source: RefSeq, a predicted model, not a curated record
CAGAGUGAGUUAGGAGUAAACGAACACCAUCAGAAUCAAGUGGUGAAUUAUAUGAGGUUUGCCCGAUAUCAGAGAGGUCAAAGAUUACGAGCCGUUGAUGCCUGUUUCGAAGAAUUACAAGACAGUCGACUAAAUGACGCUACGUUCACCAGAGAUGAAAUGGUGGAUAUGUUAGAUGGUUUAUUGGCAGUGGUCCGAGGAGAGGUAGAAUCAGAGUUGAUAAACACAGCCCAUACUAACGUACUGAUGAUGAGACAAAUGUUCCAACAAUCUGAGAAAUGGCAUCUGAAAUUACAGGCUGAUAUUUCGGAGCUAGAAAACAGGAAUUUACUGGAACAGAUCAAGGAGUUUGAAGAAAGAGAAUUUACAGGAACCAAACGAGAUACAGAUUUUACCCCAUCUAAAUUAACGCCCCUGAAUGAAACAGGUGGCACUGCCUUAUUACAUAUGAGAAUUGAUGAAAUUACUAAAGAUAAUGACGAACUGCGAAAACGACUGUCUAAAUAUGAAAAAGUGGUAAAAAGUAGAUUUAAAACUCAAGCUUUAUCAUCAGAUCUAGAGAAGGCAGAGGCAGAACUUAGAGCAAGGAAGUCAAACGUUACUCAGGAAGAUUUAGAGGAUCUACAUCGUAAAAUGUCUGGUUUACAAUCAGACUUAGAGAGAACAAAACGAGCUGGAGACGACACGGCCGCUAAUCUUACUCAUGAUCUCAGCGGAACUAAACACGAACUUCUUAAAGUCAGAGAGAUGUUAGAGAUGGCUGAAAAGGAAUUGGAGAAGAAAGUAAGUCAGACAAAUCCGUUUAAAAAUCUGAAACAGAUGUUACAGAAGAAAAAUGAUCAGAUGAAAGAACUCAGAAAAAGACUCUCAAAGUAA